AUGGCGCAUUCGAGUGAGACAAGUCAAGUUGUAAGCGGAGGACAUGUCCAUGACAGUACUCCAGGUGUCAGUGCCGAUCUCUUGUUAAGCAAAAGGAUGGAAAUUCCGUGCUCUAGUAUGCUGGUUGCGGAAGACUCCGAAGGGCAGCUUUUCAUGAUUAUUGGCAGGCACAACGGCGAACUACUUUUUUUUAAUACCAACGGACGAUUUAUGGAGCUUAAAUAUGAAUUUAACGGCGAGGUGACGGCGAUCUGCACUGGGAGGCUGCGACAAGACGAUAUCGAAAUAGUGGCUACAUCAAUUAAGGGGCCGAUGCGUUUGUAUGGGUUCCCAGUGCCAACAGUUGAUGUUGAACCGUUUCGGUACUUCUACCAGAACCUUGGAACAAGCAUUAAUGGUGCACACAUUGCUGAUAUCAAUGGUGAUGGUGUAGAUGAGCUGGGGCCGAUGCGUUUGUAUGGGUUCCCAGUACCAACAGUUGAUGUUGAACCGUCUCGGUACUUCUAUCAGAACCUUGGAACAAGCAUUAAUGGUGCACACGUUGCUGAUAUCAAUGGUGAUGGUGUGGAUGAGCUGGUCGUUUUCAUGAAAAUUUACCAAUACGCCAACGUUAGCAUGGUACUUCUAAAAACAUAUUCUACACCAGACUACAUUGCUGGCAUCUCACUGGGUCUAACAAGUUCUGAUCAACGUUAUGCGCUUCUCAGACAGCUGCCACCGCACGAGCGUGACGUGUUGCGACUUUGUUUUGCGUCACAACUAUCCCACACUCUACCGGAAGCAUUUCCUGAAGGGCAACAGCAAUUUCUGGUGGUUUGUAUCCUUUCGCAUAUUUUGCUUCGGUCAGAUGCUGCUGCGAAAGAUUUCCGUUUUAUUUCACGAUCUCUUGGGGGUCUCCCGGCAAUCUGA
Molecule: messenger RNA, 909 nt
Organism: Gongylonema pulchrum
Lineage: Eukaryota; Metazoa; Nematoda; Chromadorea; Rhabditida; Gongylonematidae
Source: the annotation of a GenBank genome assembly